AUGUCUUUCUUCAACACCUCUGAAAUUGAAAUCUCUAUCUUCUUUUUGAUUGGCUUCCCAGGGAUGGAAUCACUCCAUAUUUGGUUCUCCAUUCCCAUAUGCUUCAUGUACCUGGUUGCCAUCUUGGGGAACUGUAUCAUCCUCUUCUUCAUAAAAACAGAACCUUCUCUGCAUGAACCCAUGUACUAUUUUCUUUCCAUGCUGGCAAUUUCUGACCUUGGUCUGUCUCUCUCCUCUCUUCCUACUAUGCUAAGGAUUUUCUUGUUCAAUGCCCCAAGAAUUUCCCCUGAUGCUUGUAUUGCCCAAGAAUUCUUUAUUCAUGGCUUCUCUGCUAUGGAAUCAUCUGUUCUUCUCAUCAUGUCCUUUGACCGUUUUAUUGCCAUCUACAACCCUCUGAGAUAUGCCACUAUCCUUACCAGUGCCAGAGUCACCAAAAUUGGGUUUGCUUUCUCUCUCAAAAAUUUGUUGUUGAUCCUCCCUUUCCCUUUCACUCUAAAGCAUCUAAGAUAUUGUAAGAAGAAUCUCCUAUCCCAUUCCUAUUGCCUCCAUCAAGAUGUCAUGAAGCUGGCUUGCUCUGACAAUAAGGUCAAUGUCAUCUAUGGCUUAUUUGUAGCUUUCACAGGAAUCCUUGACUUAACAUUUAUUUUCAUGUCCUACAUACUGAUACUGAAAACAGUGUUGAACUUAGCAUCACAGAGAGAAAGACUCAAGGUCCUCAAUACUUGUGUUUCCCACAUUUGUGCUGUGCUCAUCUUCUAUGUGCCCAUUGUUUCUCUAGCAGUCAUCUACCGAUUUGCCAAACAUAGUUCCCCUACCAUUAGGAUCCUUAUGGCUGAUGUUUUUCUCCUUGUGCCUCCAUUGAUGAACCCCAUUGUAUACUGUGUGAAGAGCCAGCAGAUAAGAAAUUUGUUCUUAGGGAAACUAUGUCAAAAGCAAAGUUGA
Messenger RNA from Chrysochloris asiatica (Cape golden mole), 942 nucleotides. Its product is annotated as olfactory receptor 51A4-like. Gene Ontology annotation, cellular component: membrane. Gene Ontology annotation, molecular function: olfactory receptor activity; G protein-coupled receptor activity. The coding region runs from base 1 to 942 and encodes 313 amino acids. NCBI's taxonomy places the organism in Eukaryota, Metazoa, Chordata, Mammalia, Afrosoricida, Chrysochloridae. Gene Ontology annotation, biological process: G protein-coupled receptor signaling pathway. The record is from RefSeq and is a predicted model, not a curated record. The transcript has a single exon.